AUGGCAGCGGGAUUGAAACCCAGGAGUGGGGCUCUGGAGUCUGUACCUCUCUGGGGAACCACCAGGCCAGCCAGGAUGAGAUGUUCUUGGCCCCGCAGCACAGAGGCGGCCCUGCCUGUAGCUCUGAGCAUCGUCACCCUCUUCUUCUUCAGUCUGUACAUGUCAUCGCCCGCCUUCCAGAGCCUGAAGGAGCCCCAGGACAACCCCGUGGCCCUGACCUGGCCCUCUCUACCCUCUCGGCCCGCCCCGCCCCCGCCCACCCCCUGCAGGGCCAACGCCUCCAUGGCCACCCUGCCCAGCUUCGAGGGGCAGCCACAGCAGGUGCGUGACUUCCUGCUCUACAGGCACUGCCGUGACUUCCCGCUGCUGCAGGACGUGCCCCUGGGCAAGUGCGCGCCGCCCGUCUUCCUGCUGCUGGUGAUCAAAUCCUCGCCCAGGAAUUACGAGCGGCGGGAGCUGGUGCGGCGCACUUGGGGCCGCGAGCGCCAGGUGCGGGGUGCCCAGCUGCGCCGCCUCUUCCUGGUGGGCACGGCCCCUAACCCCCUGGAGGCUCGCAAGGUCAACCGGCUGCUGGCGCUGGAGGCACAGGCGCACGGCGACAUCCUGCAGUGGGACUUCCAUGACUCCUUCUUCAACCUCACGCUCAAACAGGUGCUCUUCCUAAAGUGGCAGGAGACUCGGUGCACCAAUGCCAGCUUCGUGCUCAAUGGGGAUGAUGACGUCUUCGCACACACAGACAACAUGGUCUCCUACCUGCAGGACCAUAAUCCCGACCGCCACCUCUUUGUGGGGCAACUGAUCCACAGUGUGGGCCCCAUCCGGGUUCCCUGGAGCAAGUACUAUGUGCCAACAGUGGUGACACAGGAGGAGAAGUACCCUCCCUACUGUGGGGGGGGUGGCUUCCUGCUGUCCCGCUUCACGGCCACUGCCCUGCGCCGGGCCGCCUCCACACUGGACCUCUUCCCUAUCGAUGAUGUCUUCCUGGGCAUGUGCCUGAAGCAGGAAGGUCUGAAGCCCGCCUCACACGGCGGUAUCCGCACAGCUGGCAUUGGGGCUCCCUCGGCCCGCAUAUCCUCCUUUGACCCCUGCUUCUACCGGGAGCUGCUGCUGGUCCAUCGCUUCUUGCCAUACGAGAUGCUACUCAUGUGGGACGCCCUGAGCCGACCCAACCUCACCUGUGGCCAGCAGAUGCAGGUCUACUGAGGUGGGAUCAGGGCCCGCAGCCUCUAGGCUCUGGUCUCCACCCCCACUGGAAGGGGCUGCAUCUUCCUCCCGGAAAGCAGAAAGCUCUGUUCUCCCAAGUGGGCCAGGCACAGCGGAGCGCCAGGGCGGGUUUGAUGAGCGACUAGUCUAGCUGGCAAACUCCUAGACGUCCUGCAAAACCCACCCGGUCCUCGAACCCAUGUUCCGUCAUCUUCCCUAGCCUCUCAGCUGAAGGGGGACAAUCUCUCCCCAGGGCAGCCAACUGCAGAAGCACUUCUGAGUCAAGGUCCUGUUUCCCAGCUCCGACCUUGAUCAUGGGACGGACCUUCCAUGGUGGCCAAGCCCUCCUUGGUAGUAAAGCCCCAGUGGUUUAAUGGUAGGUGAGUUCCAGCCAUGGUUCAAGGUUCGUUGGGAACCCUAGGUCCACAUGCAGCUGAAGUGAGAAGUAUUUGGCUGGCUGGGAAAGGGGUUUUGUUCCCUCCCUCUGCCUCCCCCCCCCCCCACCCCGGGGUCUCUGCCCCCCUCUGACCUCGGAUGGUAGAAGGGGCUGGAGAGCCCCGUGAGUGGGACCACCCCCUCCCUGCUCUAAUGGCGGAAAUGUCGGGCAGAGGAGGCAGACGGCUGUCUGACUCAGGCUAUGAGAGCUCGGACUUUCUGGAGUCCCCGAGAGAGCCCAGCUCCCAUAUUUGUGCUCCCCCCAAAUCCCGGGAACGAGAUCAACACACGCACUCACCCCGGUGCCCAGAGAACGGGGCGAUUCAAGCCCUUGGAUGUCUCUGAGCUCUGGGGCCCCAAGACCGGCCCCCCCCCCAGUAUGUUGGAUUGGGGAGAUCCAAGCAGAAGAGUGAUGCCCCCCACCCCAGCCCUGCUGGCUCUGGGCAGAUGUCCGGGGGGCUUGGACUUUGUAGGCUUCGGAGCUGUGGCUUGAGAGGGAGGAAGGGGGUACCUCGGCAGAGUGAGGACUGGGGAGCAGACCCUCCGGGAAUAAAAUGUUUUGUGAGGACCUGA
Molecule: messenger RNA, 2211 nt
Organism: Prionailurus viverrinus (fishing cat)
Lineage: Eukaryota; Metazoa; Chordata; Mammalia; Carnivora; Felidae
Gene: B3GNT3
Product: UDP-GlcNAc:betaGal beta-1,3-N-acetylglucosaminyltransferase 3
Cellular component (GO): membrane
Molecular function (GO): N-acetyllactosaminide beta-1,3-N-acetylglucosaminyltransferase activity
Source: RefSeq, a predicted model, not a curated record